GAUCCUUGAUGGCCACCGUAGCCUAUUGACAGGUGCGUCAAAUAAACAUGGCGGCGGAAUCCGUAUGUGAAAACGAAGAUGAAAAUAUUUUAUAUGAUUUACUCGUUAUUAAUGAAUGGCCGCCGGAGACGGACACUCAGUUGCGAGGCAGCAAGGAGCACAACACCUCUCUUAUUGCAAAAGCAGUGACUGGCCCGUUCAGGUUAAUACUGCACUAUUUGUGGUACAGCCCAUCCAGCUCCUCUCUGCCCAUUGGUCUCGUCCGCCUCGCAAACAAGCAGAUCAGCUGGCAGCUGGUGCUCGCAAGUAAUGGCAAACUCUUGGCUGUGGUUCAGGACCAGUGUGUGGAGAUUAGAUCAAGGAGAGAUGACUUUGGCUCCGUUAUUGGAAAGUGUCAGGUGCCAAAGGACCCACACCCCCAAUGGCGUCGGGUUGCUUGGAGCCAUGACUGUACCCUGCUGGCCUACGCCGACAGCACGGGCACCGUGCGCCUUUUUGACCUCACGGGCAGCGAGCUCUUCGUCAUCCUGCCGGCGGUGAGUUUUCCCCGGGAUUUAAAUUGUGCAGUGGCGGGUCUGAUCUUCCUGGAGUACACCACCAGCGCGCAGUGGUCAGCCGAGCUGCUCGUCAUCACUUACAGUGGCAGCCUUAAGAGCUAUCUGGUCAGUGUCGGAACCAAUCAGAACUUCCAUGAGAACCACAGCUUCAGUUUUGCCAAUUACUCCCAUGGCAUCACCUCAGCUGUGUACCAUCCUGGUCAUCGAUUGCUGCUGGUAGGAGGUUGUGAGUCAGGAGGUGAAGGUCUAUCCAAGGCCUCGCGCUGCGGCAUCACAGCAUGGAGAGGUCUGUCGGGUUCGCCGCACUACAAGCAGGUCACCAGCUACGAGGACGAUGUCAGCUUGAAUCAGAAGAGAAGCUUCUUGAGGAUUCCCACCUUCAGGCUCUUUUCCAGACAAGGUGAUGAAAAGGAUGGGGUGUUCCGCAUGAGCCUGAGUCCCGACGGCACCCUGCUCGCUGUCAUUAACUUCUCAGGCCGUCUAUCUCUGUGGGACGUCCCCUCCCUCAGGCAAAAAGCCACGUGGAGCCAGGAACAGCAGCCAGGAUUUGAGGAGAUCAACCCAGAAUGGAAGACAUCGCUGGAGAGGAGGAAGAAAAUAAAAGACAAAGAGCAGUACUACCCGUUGGUGGACGUGAGCUGGUGGAGCGACAGCGUUUUAAUUCUGGCUCGCUGCUCGGGCUCCGUCACCGUGUCGUCAGUCAGGGCACUUCUUAACCUCCUGGGCAAAUCCUGUGAAUGGUUUGAGCCUUCGCCCCGAGUCACCCCCGCACACGAAGGCGGCUUCCUGAGCCUGGAGUGUGAAAUAAAGUUGGCCCAGAAACGUGGUCGCCUGGAGAGCAACCUGAGCAGCGGGAGCCUUGAUGAAGAAGAUGGCGAUGACGGUGGUGACUCAGACUCCGAUGAUGAGCCGUCGGCCAGAGCCCGCUACUUUGGCUACGCCAAGCAGUGCCUAUACUACGUAACAGAGAUGGAGCGCUUUGCGCCACCACGCAAGCGCCCGCGCACCAUUAUCAAGAAUUACCGUCUGGUGAGCCUGAGGUCGACAACGCCAGAAGAACUGUACCAGAGGAAGAUAGACAACGAGGAAUAUGGCGAGGCUUUGUCUCUUGCUCAGGCCUAUAAUCUGGAUUCUGACUUGGUCUACCAGAGACAGUGGAGGAAGAGUACCGUCAGCAUCGCCUCGAUACAAGACUACCUGAGCAAGAUCCGCAAGCGUUCGUGGGUGCUGCACGAGUGUGUGGAGCGCGUCCCCGAGAACGUGGAUGCAGCAAAGGAGCUGCUGCAGUACGGCCUGAAGGGAACAGACCUCGAGGCUCUCAUUGUGUUCGGAAACGGAGAGGAUGAGGGCCGUUUUAUCAUGCCAGGCGAUCUCGACCUUGAUGACCUCCCUUAUGAAGACAUCCUGUCGGAUGAGGAGGAGCUGGAAAUGAAGAGGAAAAAGGAGAUAAGGAAGAGGCAAGAGCUACUGGCCAAGGUCGACUUCAGCAGGUUAACCCUGGAGCAGAAAGAGCUGUGUCGUAGCCGACUGAAACUCCUUGCCUACCUGGACCGGCUGGCCACAUACGAGGAGAUUCUCGGAGGUCCUCACGAAGCGGAGAAUAAAUACGAUGCCGAAUUCUUCAAGAAGUUCCGCAGUCAAAAUAUUGUUCUGUCAGCAAGAAAUUAUGCAAGGGAGAGUAACGUCCAGGCUUUGGACAUUCUGUUCACAUACCACGGAGCAGAACUCCUCCAACAUCGACUAGCUAUCCUUUACAACUUCCCAGAAACCACCUCACCGCACGAAUACACCGUCCUUCUGCCUGAAGCCUGUUUGGACGACCAAGGUGAACUGGUGCUGAUUCCAUGGGACGAGCAGAGACACAGAGAACUGGACUGGUGCGAGACAGAGGAGUGCAGAGCAGUGCUGGACCAGAACCUUUAUGACGAUGACAGUUUCAUGUACGAGGAGACUCCAGAGCUGUUAAGGUUCCGUACGGCUACACCAUCAAUCCAACUGCUGACUGACUGGUACCAGAGUAGAGCCCAGGACAUCGACUGCUGGUCCAGACAGGUUGACUGCGCUCUGUCGCUGGUGCGUCUGGGGAAAGAGCGGGAAAUCCCGGGUCUGGAGCUCCUCUGUGACGACCUGGUCACAAUGGAAACGCUUGUGUACGAGACGUCAAGCGAACUGAGCCUGACGCUUCGAGAUUUGCGUCAACUCAGCCACAUCGACAAGCUCCGCCUGCUCAUGAAAAACUCUAGCGCAGAGCGAUAUGUAAAGGACACGUUCCAGUGGAUGGUGCCGUUCUUGCAUCGCUGUGAGCGACAGGAAGAGGGCGCCGCCAAGUCUCUGCUGAGAGAAUACCUGGUCAGCCUGGCCCAGCGAGACCUCACCCUGCCCCUGAUCAUCUUCCAGCACUCCAAACCGGACUGCCAGUGCCAGAAGAUCAUACAGGAUCCAGACCAGCUGAUGGCCGUCGCUCUGGAGUGUAUCUACAGCUGUGAGAGGGAUGACCAGCUCAGCAUCUGUUAUGACAUCCUGGAAUGUCUCCCGCAGAGGGGCUACGGGCCAGAGACUGACAUCACUCCAUCGCUGCAUGACCAAGUGGACAAACUUGAGAAGCACCUCAGCGUGGCUGAGGUUCUAGAGAAACAUGGUCUACAGAAGACCGUCUCUUAUGUGAAAAACAGCCAGAACAGUGAAGAUGAAGCCCACCAACUCAUGGUCAAAUUGUGCCGCCACACUGGACGCAAAAAGCCUCCUGUGAGUGCGGCGGUUUGGAAGAAUCUUCUACAGGAUCUCCUUGACAUGCAGCAGUGUGUCUACAGCUGUUUAACUCCAGAAACAUGUCAUGAGGUCUUUGUGGAUUCCCUGCUGUGCUCCAGCCGUGUGGAGAACAUCCACCUGGCAGGACAGCUUAUGCACUGCUCUAAGGUAGAUGAAAUCAGCCAGGAUGUUCCCGUUAGCUUGUCUUUUCGGGGUAAAGGUCACGUUCUGAGGGUGCCGUACAACAAGAGCGUGGAAUUAGUGUUAGCCGCCGCCAGAGAAUACUUCAACUCCUCCACAACACUGACAGACCCCUGCAUGCUCCUGGCGAGGGCGUGUCUCCAACUCGUCACUGACUGUCCUCCGGCCAUCCAGGAAGAACUGGACCUCAUCAGUGCCCUCUGCCAGCUGGAGGACUUCAGCGUCAACGUGCUUCCUCUGCAAGUCCGUCUGCGGCCAGACCGUCUGUCUCUCAUAGAGGAGUGUAUCGCCCACUGCUCCACAGCAUACAAGCAGUCUGCAACUCUGCUCAAUCUGGCCGUACUUCUCCGGGUGGCAGGAGAUGAUGAGGCAAAGCGAAAAGGCCAAGUGUUGACCCUGCUGGCAGAGCAAGCUCUCCAGUGUCUGGACUUCAAGGCUUCUUACAUCCACUGUCAGGACCUCAUGGCUGCAGGUUACAGCCCAGCGUGGGAGGUGUGCAGCCUCCUCGGUCAGUGCGAUGGCUACGGAGACCUGGGGGCCCGGCAGGAGCUGUUAUCUUUCUCUCUCGCCCACUGCCCCGCUGGCAGCAUCCACAGCCUUCUGGCUGCCUCCAGUGACCUGCAGACUCAGGUGCUUUAUCAGGCUGUUAACUACCAAAUGGAGCCUGUUAUUAUCGACAGCGGACAAGAAGCCGACGAGACGGACUCGCUCAAGGCUGGCGCAUCCACUGUGAGUCUACCUGUGGUGACGGCGGGUGAUCUGCUGCACAGGACAACAGCAAAGACCAUGGAAGUGCUGACAACAACUGGAGUGACCACGAAGGCCGUGCUGACGGCAGUCAGCGACCAUCGCUGGUGGAAGAAAUCAAUCAACUACCUUCGGCCAUUGCAUGGUUAUGGCUCAGGCUCCACCAGUCAGGAAGGGGCAUGUGAGAAUUCCAACCUGGAGCGUCAAGGCUGUAGCCCCUUUUAUCAGGAGCUCAUUGAUGAUCCCUAUGUAGACCCAAGUCAAGAUGUGUACUCGUCCUGCAAGGACGUGGCUCAGGAGAACUUUGCUGAGGUUUUGCUGAGGACGGGCAAGCUGGCGGAGACGAAAACUGAAGGGGAAACGCUGUUUCCUGCCACCGAGGUUCUGCUGCAGCUGGCCAAUGAUGCGUUUCCAAGGGACAUGAUGCUGGCUCUGUCCUACUUACUGGCCCUGCCUCAGGUGUUGGAUGCCAACAGGUGUUUUGAGAAACAGUGUCAUUCUGCUCUGUCGCUCCAGCUUGCCGCCUACUACUACUCUCUGCAGAUCCACACCCGCCUGAAACCCUGCUUCAAGGACAAGAACCACAUUCUGUACCAGGCAGACCCAAAGGAGUUGAUUCGCUUGGUCACGCAGCAUGUGUCUACAUACUCCGAUUGGCCAGACGAGCUGCAGAAGUUGAUAGCUCAGCUGCAUCUGUACAACGAGCGUUUGACCGACUUCACCCAGGCAGAGAUACUGCAGGGCCUGGGCCGUGGCGUGGAUGUGCAGCGUUUCAGUUCCGACGCCGACUACAAGAAGGAAACCAUCCUCGGCCUCACAGAGACCCUGGAUGACGGCGUGUACAAGAUCGCUCUGUCUUUGGCCAGGCGCUACAGCAUUCCGGUGUGGGAGGUCUACAUGACUCACCUCGAGUUCCUCUUUACAGAUAGCGGCCUUUCUACCAAGGACAUAGAACUGAGGAGCGAGUCCCUCGGCCUGUUUGACACUUUGAAGUGUAACCCGCAGGCGUUUUCCAGCCACAUGAAUAAGUACGUUCUGCCCAGCGUAGAGGGUACUGACCUCUGCCGAAUGCUGUACUACUACACCUUACUCAAUGCUGCAGGCUGUGAACCUUACGUCACCACUACCAUCAAGCCAGACUCACAUGUCAAACUGCUGAAGAAGCUUCGGGCUGUUGCCAAUGGCCUGGAUUACCGAAAGCUAACUGAUGAAUCUUCAGAUCCACUGAUGGGUCUAGAACCUGUUCUGACUAGUCAGAAUGUUCUGUCCAUCUCCAAACUUGCCAGUCGGCUCCCAGUGCUGGGCGGCGGAGGAGCAACAGUGUCCCCCAGCGCAGUCUAUGCUGUGUGGCUGCAGAAGCUCUUUUGGAAGGGAGACCCUCAGCUUCUGAAGAGAACCCCACAGAGCGACCAAGACUUUCUCCACGCCUACGACACCUGUGCCAAAUACCUGGACAGGCUGGUCCCCGCUGAUGCAGUCCUCUUUGUCGAUCAGAUCACCUUUUUCCCCGAGACAGCCCAACAACUGAGCACUCAGGUGAGGUCGGAGGUGAUAAAACGAGCAGCCAAAGCACUUCACCAACUCAGCGAGAGGAGCAAAAAGAGAGGAGCCAGCGGUAACACAGAGCAGGGAGGAGCGGCGGAGUCGGCAGGGAUGACUUUUGAUGAGGCGGUGGUGCACCUGCAGCAAUCACAGGCCCACCUGGACACUCUGAGCCAUCCCUUCAUUGUGUCGCUUAAAGACAGCCAGCAGGAGCAGCUACAGCAUUACUAUCAAGUUUAUGAUUUGUCCCGAUCGGAAAGAUCAAAAGUGCAUGAGCUGGCCAUCACCAUGGCAACCGACGGGCAACCUCUGGGGUGCAUUGCGGAGCUGCUUCGCGUGGCCGUUGGAACCCUCGGCCUGUCCAUUAAAGCUGUGCUUCACAAUGCCGUGGAGAGAGUGGUGUCUGCGCUCAGUGGCGAGUCGGACACCUUGACAAAUUACCCACAACCCCUCAGGGUCCUGGAAGCCAUUGUGACCGCUGUGCACAACAAUGUGCAGAGUGGUGACUGUGCAGUGACCUCAGACGACCUUCUGGAAUGGCUCCGCCCAUUCUGCGGCGACGCAUCGCUGCCCGUGCGGCCUAGGAUCGACGUGUUGCAGAUCCUGGAGAAUAACUUCACGCUGCGAGACAGCGACGUUCGUCUUCUGCUUCUCUACAGGACGAAGGCAGUUCUCAAAGAACGAGAGGUCCAGAUGGAAGAUGUUGAGAGCGAGGAGAAAAGAUAUGCCCUCUUCCUGGAUCUGCUGGAAGCUGCACAGACGUGGGAGGAGUUUCAGACGCUCAUGCUCCUCCUACAAGCGUGGCCGCCCAUGCUGAAACCAGAUGUGUCGGAGUCAGAGCGAAACCCGUGGGUCGUGCUGAGCUCAGCGUUACUGACCUGCUGCCGCGGGUCACAACUCAACAUAGAUCUGGGUCACCAGCUUGUCACCAUGGUCCGAUCCCUCUAUGACACGAAACACAAGCUUCCUGCACGGUGUGUCGGACACGUAGCCGCCCUGCUCCAGGACCAGGCAAACCUGCAGCAGCCGGCGCUCAAACUGAUGGCCGAGAGCGGUGAUGAGCAGCUCCUCCAGCUGACUCUGGAUCAGAUUAACUCCAUGACAGUGGAGAUGGCUUCGUCAUGUGACGAAGAGCUCCUGUCACUGCUCCUUGAUGCUGGACUGCUUGUGGGCUGCGUCUCCUCGGCCCUCUACCCUCUUCUCAGCUCCCAUAUGCUGGUCCAUCAGCCGGAGGGCGGCUGGGACGUGGAAAAAGCUGCCGCCGAGCUGCUGGCUGCAGGCCACGGGCCCGAGGCGGGCUCCCUGCUGCUAUCUCACAGAGGAACCCACCGGGCCCAGUUCACCUUCAACUCCGCCUUGGCCGUCCUCAAGAAGUGGUUGUGAGAAGAGGUACGGGGGGGAGGCGGUUGGACCGCAGCCACAGUCUGUGGUGAUAAAACAGCUUUAGGGGAAAGAGAGCGCGAAUGAGAUUUGGAGCGAGAUCAAAAGAAAUUAAAGGAGAAUUGAAGUGA
This is a messenger RNA of Thalassophryne amazonica, 7306 nucleotides long. It is a transcript of the gene nbas, whose product is annotated as NBAS subunit of NRZ tethering complex. Gene Ontology annotation, cellular component: Dsl1/NZR complex; endoplasmic reticulum membrane. Lineage: Eukaryota; Metazoa; Chordata; Actinopteri; Batrachoidiformes; Batrachoididae. The transcript has 53 exons. Gene Ontology annotation, molecular function: SNARE binding. The coding region runs from base 48 to 7178 and encodes 2376 amino acids. The record is from RefSeq and is a predicted model, not a curated record. Gene Ontology annotation, biological process: retrograde vesicle-mediated transport, Golgi to endoplasmic reticulum.